Messenger RNA from Cyphellophora europaea CBS 101466, 1377 nucleotides. RefSeq lists its product as uncharacterized. The record is from RefSeq and is a predicted model, not a curated record. Lineage: Eukaryota; Fungi; Ascomycota; Eurotiomycetes; Chaetothyriales; Cyphellophoraceae. Bases 1 to 1377 code for a protein of 458 amino acids. The transcript is spliced from 2 exons.
AUGCCACGAACGUUCGCUAGAGUCCACGUCUGUAGCACCAAUGAUCACCCUUCAGACAACGACAAGGUCAAGACGUGGAUCGAGAAUGCAGGCGGCACGUAUACGACGCAGCUCACAUCGCAGACUACUCACCUGUUAUGUUCCAAGAAUGCCUGGAACCGCAGGACACCCCUCGUUAGGGAGGCACGAACGAUCAAGAGAAUCAAGAUCGUCAAGUUCGACUGGAUAGUCAGGUCGCUAACUCGAUUCGGUGGGAACAAGUCCAAGAACCGUCCUCUACCCACUGCUGAAUGGGAGUGGGAUCAAAGGAAAUUCAAGCAACAGCAAAGCAAGCUCAAGCACAAGGACAAGGAAGAAGGCGCUUGUGGCGGUACCAAGAUGCCCAAUGCCGCCUCAGGCUCAGAGAGCUUCAUUGCCCGGAUACUCGAGCUUGAGAAGUUAGGACGUUCCUUUGAGCAGGCUCUCCAGACGAGCGAUACAAAAAUGUCCAACUACGGCUACACACUCUACAUCGACAACUCUGGCUUUACGUAUUCGUUUGCGCUUCUCAGACAGGACACUUACAAGACCCUCGCUCGAUACAAUGUAAGUCCACCGUUGUCUCCACCCAGCAUCCGCCUCCCCGCGAGCCUCCAUCCCUGCCCAAUGUCCCUAUACAUCCUCCCGCCCGGUCCAUUCGCGCGUCUCCCCAUCGCGCCCUACACGCUCCCCUGCCGUCUGCGCGAUCGCCACAUCCGACGCGUACCGGUUUCUGACCCGCCCGUCUUCGCCAUGCAGAUGUAUGUUUCGGAUGAAGACAAGCCUAGCUACCAGAUCGUGAGCAUCACAGUCGACUCAUCGGACCAUGCGGAGACAAAGGAAAGGCUGCCGAUCUACUCGAAAGACACAGCCUAUGCGGUUUGGUCGCAGAUAUUCCGGAAUCGGACGGGCAGGGAGUGGGGCCCAGGAGCGAGGCUGGCAGAGAAAGAAGGGAGGCAGGAGUGCAUAUGGGAUGGGAAGCAGGUGCUGUGGACGCUGCUGGAUGGGGAUGGGAGGGAAUUGGGAGUUGGGAAAGACAAGAAGAAUGGCACGGCGGGUGUGGGACGUGGUGCGGCUGCCACGAGGAUCACAAAGGCGCGAUCAUCAGCCGAUAAGGCCAAGGCGACCGCGAAGUCAUUCACAAAUCCAACGGGCGCAUUUGCAAUGCUCUCAGACCAAUUCACAAAAACCAAAGGCGACCCACCAGCAGCAUCCAACAGGGCCACGGCGCCGGCACCGCUAGACCAGAAGACGAACGCGACCACCAAAGUCAAGAACACGAAUAGUUUGUCCCGACCUAGAGCUCAGACGGCAGCGGCGGCGUCGGCCUUAAACGGGUUGCUUACUUCCAUCGGUUGA